Molecule: messenger RNA, 2516 nt
Organism: Drosophila kikkawai
Lineage: Eukaryota; Metazoa; Arthropoda; Insecta; Diptera; Drosophilidae
Gene: Gal
Product: beta galactosidase
Biological process (GO): carbohydrate metabolic process
Cellular component (GO): vacuole
Molecular function (GO): beta-galactosidase activity
Source: RefSeq, a predicted model, not a curated record
UUGUGCUUCGGUCGGUACUGCAGAACGGUCAUCAAAUAUUGGCGCCUCUUUCAAUCCAGUUCUGGCAAAGCUUUAAGCUUGGUCUUCCCCAUCUUUUUGAACUUUCAGUGGUCGCUUUUGACUACCAGGUACUAUGAUUCGCGGCUGUUGGGGCAAUCGAAAGCUGACUAUGGCCGUGAGCUGCUGUCUGGUACUCGCAGUUAUUGCCCUCACCGUAGGCCUUUGUGUCGGCCUGAAAAGUGACAGCAACGCCCGCGACGACUCGCCCAGAUUUACGAUCGACCAUGAAGCCAAUACCUUUAUGCUGGAUGGCCAACCCUUCCGCUACGUCUCUGGAUCGUUCCACUACUUCCGCGCUGUGCCAGAGGCCUGGCGGAGUCGACUGCGCACCAUGCGUGCAUCUGGCCUGAAUGCUCUGGAUACCUAUGUGGAAUGGUCGCUUCACAAUCCCCACGAUGGUGAAUAUAAUUGGGAGGGCAUAGCAGAUGUGGUCAAGUUCUUGGAGAUUGCCCAGGAGGAGGACUUUUACAUUAUUCUCCGUCCAGGUCCCUACAUCUGUGCCGAGCGGGAUAACGGAGGCCUUCCCCACUGGCUCUUCACCAAAUACCCGACCAUUAAGAUGCGGACCAACGACCCCAACUAUAUUGCCGAAGUCGGCAAAUGGUAUGCACAGCUAAUGCCACGCCUCGAGCAUCUGUAUGUUGGAAAUGGCGGCAAGAUCAUCAUGGUGCAGGUGGAGAACGAGUACGGAGACUACGCCUGCGACCACGACUAUCUCAACUGGUUGAGAGAUGAGACGGAGAAGUAUGUGGCCGGAAAUGCCCUGCUUUUUACGGUUGACAUUCCCAACGAGAAGAUGAGCUGCGGCAAGAUCGAAAAUGUGUUUGCCACCACAGACUUCGGCAUAGAUCGCAUCCACGAAAUUGACGAAAUCUGGAAAAUGUUGCGUGUCCAGCAGCCCACUGGUCCACUAGUCAAUUCAGAGUUCUAUCCUGGCUGGCUGACUCACUGGCAGGAGCAAAACCAACGACGGGAUGGCCAGGAGGUGGCCAAUGCUCUGAAAACCAUUCUUAGUUACAACGCCAGUGUCAACCUCUACAUGUUCUUUGGUGGCACCAAUUUCGGUUUUACGGCCGGAGCUAACUAUAACUUGGACGGAGCUCUCGGUUAUGCGGCUGACAUCACAAGCUACGACUAUGAUGCCGUGAUGGACGAGGCCGGAGGAGUGACCACAAAGUAUAACCUGGUAAAGGAGGCAAUUGGCCAGUUCCUGACUUUGCCAGACAUCACGUUAAAUCCCGCCAAGCGUCUGGCCUAUGGAAAGGUGCUGUUAACUCCAUCGUUGGCUUUGCUCUCAGCGGAGGGACGAGCAGCUCUUUCUAAGGGUACACCUGUAGAGUCAGUUAAGCCCAAAACUUUCGAGGAACUCGAUUUGUACUCCGGACUCGUUCUUUACGAAACGGAACUGCCCGACAUGGACCUGGACCCGGCUCUGCUAAAAAUAGGGCAAAUCAAUGACCGCGCCCACGUAUUCGUGGACAUGGAGCUGGUGGGCACACUCUCUCGCGAGGCGCAGAUCUACUCGCUGCCCCUCAGCAAGGGGUGGGGUAGCACCCUUCAGUUGCUGGUGGAGAACCAAGGACGCGUAAACUUCUAUAUAUCCAACGACACAAAGGGCAUAUUUGGCGAUGUGAGUCUGCAGUUGCACAACGGUGGCUAUCUGCCGCUAGAGAACUGGCGGAGCACAGCCUUCCCCUUAGAUGACACAUCUAUUAAACGCUGGCAAGAAGGGCAGAGCGAAAAGGAGAUCAGGCUGGACUCGUUCCUGGCCAGGCAGCGCAUUCUUCGGAACGGCCCAAUUCUUUACACGGGCACCCUUAGCGUUGAGGAGGUGGGCGACACCUACUUGAACAUGGCUGGAUGGGGCAAGGGCGUGGCCUAUGUGAAUGGCUUUAAUCUGGGACGCUACUGGCCGGUGGCCGGUCCCCAAAUCACUCUGUAUGUGCCCAACGAAGUCCUGAAGGUGGGCUCAAACUCUCUCGUCAUACUGGAGUAUCAGCGGGCCAAUAAAACGGCAACGGGUGAUGACCUGCCCGCCGUGCAGUUUGAUGCAGUGGCUCAGCUGGAUGGAGAAUCCGGAGAUGUUCCUCUUAAAUGAAGGCCAAUCAAUUAGUUUAGUUACUUUUUAUUUUGAAGCAGUUUUGAUUGAUAUUUGCAUCAACAACAACCUUUGUUAAGCUUUUAAUACAUCUUCUAAUUUGUAUGACUCUAAAACUAAAUGUUUAAAUUGUUAGUGUGCUUGACUUUGACUUCGCGUUUAUUUUGCAGCACGCUUUCAAUUGACUUUUUUCGUUACUAUUAUAUUAUCUAAGGUUAACUACAAUACGUUUUUACAUUUGUUCGAAUGUUUUUCUCAUAAUUUCUUUCUGUAAAAUAUCAUUAAAAAAUGUAGAUGCAAUGUUUUCAUUUUCUGUUCAUAUUUAAAUAAAGACAAAUUUAUCAAAUUGAUAAUAAUA